Molecule: messenger RNA, 3239 nt
Organism: Trifolium pratense (red clover)
Lineage: Eukaryota; Viridiplantae; Streptophyta; Magnoliopsida; Fabales; Fabaceae
Product: linoleate 9S-lipoxygenase 5-like
Exons: 10
Coding region: 194-2860 (888 amino acids)
Biological process (GO): lipid oxidation
Molecular function (GO): oxidoreductase activity, acting on single donors with incorporation of molecular oxygen, incorporation of two atoms of oxygen; metal ion binding; protein binding
Source: RefSeq, a predicted model, not a curated record
GUGAAUUGAUAAAGAUCAUCCACUAUUGUACCCAAAAAAAUAAAUAAAGUGAUCAUUCACUGGGUCCCAACUCCCAAGUUCUCGAUUCAUCAUUCUUUUUGGUUUUGUUUUUUUCUCAAAUUAACUACCAAUCAGAAGAAGCUAGAUGUAUUUAUAAUUAUUAUUAUUAUAAUAACACUGCUUUAGCUUUUAUAUGCAAAUAAAUAGGACUUUCUUUACAUCACAUGCAAUUGCAUUAUGCAUAGAUAGACAAAGAGCUCACAAGUUCAUAAGAUAUCAAGAAAGAAUCAUGGAGAUGAAUUACCAAAAAGGGGUUAAAGGAAAAGUGAUUUUAAUGAAGAAGAGCUUGUUGGAUUUUCAUGACAUAAAAGCCAAUGUUAUUGAUCGAAUUCAUGAGUUUUUUGGGAAAGGUGUCUCAAUUCAGCUCAUUAGUGCUACUUCUCCUGAUCCAGCAAAGGGACUACAAGGGAAACGUGGAAAAGUGGCAUAUUUAGAGAGGUGGAUGUCAAGCAUAUCAUCAUUGACAAAAGCAACAGAUACAGAGUUCUCAGUUACAUUUGAUUGGGAUCAUGAGAAAAUGGGAGUUCCAGGAGCAUUCAUAAUAAGAAAUAAUCACCAUAGCCAAUUUUACCUCAAGAAAGUUACCUUAUAUGACAUUCCAGGACAUGGUUCUAUAACUUUUCUUUGCAACUCUUGGGUUUACCCUGCUCAUCGUUACAUAAAGGAUCGUGUUUUCUUUUCAAACAAGGCUUAUCUUCCAUGUGACACACCGGAGCCAUUGCGUAAGUUCAGAGAAGAAGAACUUGCGACCCUCCGCGGUAAAGGGGUUGGUAAACUUAACGAAUGGGACAGAGUCUAUGACUAUGCAUGCUACAAUGAUUUGGGAACUCCAGACAAUGGUCCACAUUAUGCACGCCCUGUAGUUGGAGGGUCGCAAAAGUUUCCUUAUCCGCGUAGAGGAAGAACUAGUCGCCCGCAUACCAGAACAGAUACUAAAACUGAGUCAAGAUUGCAUCUUCUGAAUCUAAACGUUUAUGUUCCAAGAGAUGAACAGUUUGGUCAUGUGAAGUUUUCAGACUUUCUAGCUUAUUCACUCAAAUCUGUUGCUCAAGUUGUGCUUCCAGAGCUUAGAUCUCUCUGUGACAAAACUAUAAAUGAGUUCGACACUUUUCAAGACGUACUUGAUAUUUAUGAGGGAAGUUUUAAGCUCCCAAGUGGACAAUUGCAGAGCACAAUUAGAGACCUUAUUCCUUAUGAAAUUUUUAGGGAACUUGUUAGGAAUGAUGGUGAGAGGUUCCUCAGAUUCCCAGUGCCUGAUGUGAUCAAAGCUAGUAAGACUGCAUGGAGGACUGAUGAGGAGUUCGGAAGAGAAAUGAUUGCCGGGGUUAACCCUGUUAUCAUUCGCCGUCUCCAGGAAUUUCCUCCUGCCAGCAAACUGGACCCAAGUGUCUACGGCGACCACACCAGUUCCAUCCAAGCAAAGCACAUAGAAAAUAGUUUAGAUGGACUCACAAUUGACGAGGCUCUUGAAAGGGAUAAACUAUAUAUAUUAGAUCAUCAUGACGCUUUGAUGCCAUACAUAAGUAGGAUAAACUCUACAAACACAAAGACUUAUGCCACUAGAACAGUCCUAUUUCUAAAAGAUGAUGGCACAUUAAAGCCACUAGCUAUUGAAUUAAGCUUACCUCAUCCACAAGGUGAACAACAUGGAGCUGUGAGUAAAGUUUUCACUCCAUCACAAGAAGGAAUAGCUGCUACGGUGUGGCAAUUGGCUAAAGCAUAUGCUGCCGUGAAUGAUUCAGGAUACCAUCAACUAGUUAGCCAUUGGUUAUAUACUCAUGCAGUGAUUGAACCAUUUAUAAUAGCUACAAACAGACAUAUGAGUAUUAUUCAUCCAAUUCAUAAGCUCUUGAAGCCCCACUUCAAGGAUACAAUGCAUAUAAAUGCCUUAGCUAGGCAUACACUUAUCAAUGCUGGUGGCGUACUAGAGAAAACAGUUUUUCCUGGUAAAUUUGCCUUGGAAAUGUCGGCAGUUGUAUAUAAAAAUUGGGUAUUUACCGAGCAGGCGUUACCUGCUAAUCUACUGAAGAGAGGGGUAGCCGUUCCGGAUUCAAAUAGCCCUCAUGGACUCAAACUUCUGAUAGAAGACUACCCUUUUGCUGUUGAUGGGUUGGAAAUAUGGGAUGCAAUUGAAACUUGGGUGAGUGAAUAUUGUAAUUUCUACUACACAUCUGAUGACAUGAUUGAGAAUGACUAUGAACUCCAACGCUGGUGGAAAGAUGUACGCAAUGAGGGUCACGGUGACUUAAAAGAUAGGUCAUGGUGGCCACAGAUGAAGACUAGAAUUGAUCUCAUUCAGUCAUGCACUAUUAUCAUCUGGGUGGCUUCUGCCUUUCAUGCAGCUGUGAAUUUUGGACAAUACCCUUAUGCAGGUUACUUACCUAAUCGUCCAACAGUUAGUCGCAGGUUCAUGCCUGAACCAGGUACUCCAGAGUAUGAAGAGCUCGGGUCAGAUCCUGAAUUAGCAUUCUUAAAAACAAUCACAGCUCAGUUCCAAACUCUCCUUGGUGUGUCAUUGAUAGAAGUUCUAUCCAGGCAUUCAACUGAAGAAGUUUAUCUUGGACAGACAGUAGACCCUGACUGGACUGCAGAUCCUGAGGCAUUGGCGGCAUUUGAUAGAUUUUCACAAAAGCUGUUGGAAAUUGAGAACAAUAUCAUGAAAAGGAACAAGGACCCAAGUUUGAAGAACAGAAAUGGGCCAGUGAAUUUGCCUUAUACACUUCUCUUUCCCAACACCUCGGAUUAUUCUAGGGAGGGUGGACUCACUGGAAAGGGAAUUCCCAACAGCAUAUCCAUCUGAAACCAUUCUGCUCAGUUUGGUUGUAUCAUUCGUUGAAUUAUUGUUAUUUAUGUAUCAAACCAAGGGUUUGAGUUUGAGGCGUCUACAUAAACUAUGUAGCACCGACACUUUAGACCGAAGACGUGUCUGGUGUUCGACACGACAAUGACACGUAUGGUUAAAUUCAAUUAUUUCAUUUUCUCAAAUUAUUACGGUUGUUAACGUGUCAGUGUUGUGUUCGUGUGUGUGUCGGUGCUUCAGAGCGAAUAAAUUAUUUGUGUAUGUCUACCAUGAUUGUUAUUCUUGUAUUUUUAUAUUCUUAUUUCAAGACAAGACUAGAGUGUAUGACUGAAAUGUAUAAUAUGAAUAGUUUUCAAAUUAUCAUAUAUGCAUUUCUGAA